Messenger RNA from Purpureocillium lilacinum, 279 nucleotides. NCBI's taxonomy places the organism in Eukaryota, Fungi, Ascomycota, Sordariomycetes, Hypocreales, Ophiocordycipitaceae. The record is from RefSeq and is a predicted model, not a curated record.
AUGCUUGCCACGGCACAAACUAGAGCUGCGUGUCGUGGUAUCCUGGGCGGAUGCACAGAUCGAGAAGAAGUCGGAUCCACUGGCUGUUCGAGGCUUAGGACGAGUUUCGGACCCUCGGGCUUGGCCUGGAAGUCGGGCUCUAGCGGCUGCAAGUCAUGGAUCUUCAGUCUCCAUCGUGAGAGAAGCCAGGGCUUCCAUAGGGCGACGCGGCAGAGGCACGGAGGACCCAAACCACAUCGGGGCGGCGGUGGAUCCCGCCGAAGGCACAGGGACGAGUGA